AUGUCUGUCAAAAAGCCCACCAACUACAAGCUCUGGGCCAAGAUGCUCGUUGGAACCAAAGCGCACAUGCUAACGCGAGGUCUCUCCAGCGGCGCCAUCAUGUGCGUUGGCGGCCCCAUGCUGACCGUCUACGUGAUGCCGACCGACGAGGAGCUGUUCCAGAGGUACAACCCGGAGCUGCAAAAGCGCAGUUUAGAUCGCCGUGAGGAGCGCCAAGCCGAGUUCAACGAAUGGCUGCAGAACCUGAAGCGGCAGUCCAGGAGCAACAAGCCCAUCUGGGUCGUACAAGAGGAGGAGGCUCGCGAAGCCAAAGAAGCCAAGGCGAGCCAGACUCUGCGUCUUGCCGAAGAGGCCAGGGCACAGCGGGAUGCCAUGCGCAAGGAAGCCGGUCUGCCGCCGGAGACUACCACGAAGCGCUAA
Molecule: messenger RNA, 420 nt
Organism: Sporothrix schenckii 1099-18
Lineage: Eukaryota; Fungi; Ascomycota; Sordariomycetes; Ophiostomatales; Ophiostomataceae
Product: cbp4 domain containing protein
Exons: 3
Coding region: 1-420 (139 amino acids)
Biological process (GO): mitochondrial respiratory chain complex III assembly
Cellular component (GO): mitochondrial membrane
Source: RefSeq, a predicted model, not a curated record